This is a messenger RNA of Monosiga brevicollis MX1, 1038 nucleotides long. RefSeq lists its product as uncharacterized. Gene Ontology annotation, cellular component: COP9 signalosome. The coding region runs from base 1 to 1038 and encodes 345 amino acids. The record is from RefSeq and is a predicted model, not a curated record. The transcript has 6 exons. Lineage: Eukaryota; Choanoflagellata; Craspedida; Salpingoecidae. Gene Ontology annotation, biological process: ubiquitin-dependent protein catabolic process.
AUGACCAUGAUCCAAGUGCUGGACCGAGCCGCUCAGGCAGCCAGCGACGAUGCAGAGACCUGGAGGGAGUUGCAAACGGACUUGUCCAGCCUGGUGGCUGACUUGGCCGGGGUCACACUCGAGCACGCCAAUCGACAGUUUGCCCCAGAACAGCACGCCCUGGCUCUUUUGCACGUUCUACUUGCUUGGCGCAUGGCCAACCCCAACAACUGUACAUUUGUCGUGCUCAGGGCCAUGUUUGAAGGACUUUAUGCAGCUGUGAUGAUUUUGAUUGCCCACAAACAGUUCGAGCGCGCCUUUCGCCUCACCUUUCAGACGACAACCUUGCCUGCUGAAGCACCCUCUGCCAUUGCCGUUGCGGCCUGGAAGAAGCAUAUUCUCCUGAGUGCCCUUCUGAAUCGAAAAGCCAUGAGUUUGUCGGAACAAAGCUCGCUGAGUGGCAUCGUCUCUCGAAAUAUCAGCCGUCUUUGCGUACCGUAUGAAGACUUUGCCAAGGCGCUUGGCAAAAGUACCUCGCCGGCGGACGUGGCUGCACUCGUCACGCGACACACAGAAACAUUCACACGUGAUGGCAACCUGGGUCUCGUCAAGCAGUGUGUGGCAGCCGGCGACCGACACCGCGUGCACAAGCUGACGAAGGUCUACGUCAAACUCAGCUUUGAGGACGUCAAGGUCAAGGCCGGCCUGGCUUCAGAGGCGCAAGCUGAGGCUAUUUUGGCUGACAUGAUUGCCAAGGGCACGAUUCGCGCGCGCAUCGACCAGCCAAACCGAACCGUGGCUUUUGCGGAUGUGACUGUCUCGGCACACGAGGAACAAGCUGCAGCCGAGACGAUUCAGCACCUGGUGCAGCGGGUGCAAGGCUUGCUGCAGCUUCUCGACACCAAAGAUCGUGCCGUGCAACUGUCAAAACCAUACAUUGAAGCGGUAAGCCAACGCCAAGCGCAGUUACUUUCCCAGUUCAAAGCAUUUUGCUCGAGUGAAAGAUUUGAGAUCGAUCGAUCGAUCGAGCCUGUAGGUCCGUCCAAUGUCGCGCGCUGA